Molecule: messenger RNA, 1041 nt
Organism: Pestalotiopsis fici W106-1
Lineage: Eukaryota; Fungi; Ascomycota; Sordariomycetes; Amphisphaeriales; Sporocadaceae
Exons: 4
Coding region: 1-1041 (346 amino acids)
Molecular function (GO): oxidoreductase activity
Source: RefSeq, a predicted model, not a curated record
AUGGCUGCUCCCGCAACAAUGAAGCAAUGGGCUAUCCAGGGCACCAAGGAUGACUUCAACGGUCUCAAGUACGAGGACGCCCCCGUCCCCAAGGUUGGAGAGAACGAGGUUCUCGUCAAGUUGCAAGGUGCAUCUCUCAACUACCGAGACCUGAUCAUUCCCAAGGGCUUCUACCCUUUCCCGACCAACCUCCCCGUUGUCGGCGGAUCUGACGGUGCUGGUGAGAUUGUCGAGGUUGGCUCCAAGGUUCAGCAGUGGAAGAAGGGCGACAAGGUCGUUACCCUCUUCAACCAGGGCCACCAGUUUAAUCCCAUCACUCUGGCCGCAUCCCAGACUGGUCUCGGUGGUGUCCUGGACGGAACUCUGCGCCAGUUUGGUGUCUUUAACGAGAACGGCCUCGUGCGUGCUCCCAAGAACUUGGACCACGUUGAGGCUAGCACAUUGACCUGCGCUGGUCUUACGAGCUGGAAUGCUCUCUACGGCUUGAAGCCCCUGAAGCCCGGUGAGACGGUGCUGGUGCAGGGAACUGGUGGUGUAAGCCUCUUUGCUCUGCAGUUCGCCAAGGCUGCCGGCGCCACCGUCAUUGCCACCACGUCGUCAAAGGAGAAGGGCGAGGUGCUCAAGCAGCUCGGCGCCGACCACGUCAUCAACUACAAGGAGGACACCAACUGGGGCAAGACGGCCCGCGGCUUCACCACCAACGGCCAGGGCGUCGACCACAUCAUCGAGGUCGGCGGUGCUGGCACGCUCGAGCAGAGUCUGGCGGCCAUCCGCUUCGAGGGUAUCAUCAGCAUCAUUGGUUUCCUCGGCGGUGUCAAGUCCAAGUCCUCCAUCCUGGAGGUCUUGAACAACAUUUGCACCACCCGCGGUGUCUAUGUCGGCUCCAAGGCCCAGAUGCAAGAGAUGGUUGCUGCCAUUGAGGCCAACAACAUCCACCCCGUCGUCGACAAGAAAAUCUUCACCCUCGAGCAGACCCGCGAGGCCUACGAGUACAUGUGGAAGCAAUCUCACUUUGGCAAGGUCGGCAUCAAGAUUGAGUAA